Molecule: messenger RNA, 2163 nt
Organism: Hemicordylus capensis (graceful crag lizard)
Lineage: Eukaryota; Metazoa; Chordata; Lepidosauria; Squamata; Cordylidae
Gene: ARHGDIA
Product: Rho GDP dissociation inhibitor alpha
Exons: 6
Coding region: 129-755 (208 amino acids)
Biological process (GO): Rho protein signal transduction
Cellular component (GO): membrane; cytosol; cytoplasm
Molecular function (GO): Rho GDP-dissociation inhibitor activity; protein binding
Source: RefSeq, a predicted model, not a curated record
CAGGUGGGUGUUGCGGAAGUGCGGGGGCGCGCGCGCGCGGGGUGGAUCUGGGCGGUGGCGGGCGGCGCUUGGUCACCGGUGGCUGCAACAGCGAUAGUAGGAGCGCGAGGUAGAGACUGGUGUAGGUGAUGCUUGCAGAGAUGGCUGAACAAGAACCCACCCCUGAGCAGCUGGCCCAGAUUGCCGCUGAAAACGAGGAGGAUGAGCAUUCUGUCAACUACAAGCCCCCUGCUCAGAAGAGCAUCCAGGAGAUCCAGGAGCUGGACAAGGAUGAUGAGAGCUUACGCAAGUAUAAAGAAGCCUUGCUGGGAAAUGUCGCCAUUGCUGCUGAUCCCACCAUCCCAAAUGUGGUGGUAACAAAACUGACCCUGGUUUGUGCUGCUGCCCCUGGCCCAUUGGAGUUGGACCUGAAAGGUGACCUGGAAAGUUUCAAGAAGCAGUCAUUUGUGCUGAAAGAAGGCGUGGAGUACCAGAUACAAAUAUCUUUUCUGGUGAACAAGGAGAUUGUUUCAGGGUUGAAAUACAUUCAGCACACAUUCAGAAAAGGAGUAAGAAUUGACAAGACUGACUAUAUGGUUGGGAGCUAUGGGCCACGUGGUGAGGAGUAUGAGUUCCUAACCCCCAUGGAGGAAGCCCCCAAAGGUAUGCUGGCCCGGGGCAGCUACAACAUUCGAUCCAAAUUCACAGAUGACGACAAGACGGACCACCUUUCCUGGGAAUGGAACCUGACCAUUAAGAAGGAAUGGAAAGAUUAACCCCUCCACAGCCAAAUCCCAAACGUUGCUCAGACAGUGGCUACAGUAGAAACCCCACCCUGUACCAAAGUGCUGGCAUUGGACACCCCUCCCCCCCACCCCUUUGCAUUUUUUAGCUCAUCAGGAAGACCUCUUGGCUCAGUGCCCCACAUGUUUCCUCCCAAGAAUCACUGUAAGAAAUUGACCAAACCUGCGCCAUCGGCCCCGAACGUGGAAGCAGGAGUGCUCCCUGUCCUCCUCCUGACCUUGGGGGUGGGGAAGAGGGGGCUUGUCCCACUGCUGCUUCUGACCCAUUGGAAUACACUUCAAGCAGGUGCUCAAGGAGAAGCAAUGUUCCUGCCUGCUGGGGAGAGGAUUUGGAGGCACUCCUGGCUCUGGGGAAGGGGUGAGGUGCUGAGAAUCAUGAUUCCCUGCAGAGCUGCUCCAAUUGUUUCCAGGCUUGAUCAUGUCCAUGGCCUGCCCUAUCCCCUCUGGGGUCAUGAGCUGGCUCUCCAUUUGUGAUGGUUUCCUGUAACCAUGAUGCCUUAGUGUGUAUGUGUGUGUGUGUAACAUGCAUCCUCCAGGGAGGGAGCCUCUAACCUUGUUACACUUUUUUUAUAUGCGCGCCUAUCCCGUCCAUACACACCCCUCCCAUCUCCUGUUUUGCAUUUUCUGGCCAGAACAUCAUCUUGCUGAUGUCUCCAAGGGCUUGAGCAGGGUUCAGGCUGCUACCCUUGCAGGCUCCCAGUGGCCAGAGAAGCGCUUGCUUCCAGUUAGAGAGAGGGAGCCUGUUGAGGGCCAUAGAAAUGACUAGUGCCACUGUCAUCCCCGUGUUAAUUCUUUCACACCCAAACUGGCUGCAGCACACUGGAGUCCCAGAGCAGCCUCUGGGUUUCAGGGCUGGAAGAUGGAUUGGCCUAGCUCAGCUGCUUCUCACCUGAUCUCAACAAAGAGCUUGCAAUGGACAAAUAUUCAAGAGCAGUGAAUGCCUUAUGUAUCUGUUCUGCCUUUGAAAUCGCGUGCCUGGCCUGUCAGUAUUUAUUAUUGCCUUGAUUAGACUCCUCUCCUUCAUGAUACCCGAGCCGCCCAGCACCCCAGCGAAACCCCACUGACCUGGCAGCUAAGGAAGUGGGAGGCUUGUAGGGCCUCAUAACCUCCUCUGCUUGCCGGGUGGGCAUGUUGCAGCUCAGCAGCCCUCCUUGGUGGGCUACCGUGAGUCCCAAAGUUGUGCUAAACCUGGGACCAAGUGCGUGUGGUUCUCUUUCGUAGCUAUGUCUCUGCCCCAACUCCUGUUCCCCACUCAGGUCCCUAGGAGACUUUUGUUGAUUUAAUUUGAUGCAUUUUUGUCUGUAAAUCUUAGAUCUGGAUUAACAGGUUUGGAAUCAUCAGCCUCCCCUUUUCUGACAGUUAAAUAAAAUCUUGAAACCGA